Messenger RNA from Panthera uncia (snow leopard), 3564 nucleotides. RefSeq names its product SRY-box transcription factor 6 (gene SOX6). The record is from RefSeq and is a predicted model, not a curated record. Gene Ontology annotation, molecular function: RNA polymerase II cis-regulatory region sequence-specific DNA binding; DNA-binding transcription factor activity, RNA polymerase II-specific. The transcript is spliced from 23 exons. The coding region runs from base 829 to 3399 and encodes 856 amino acids. Gene Ontology annotation, cellular component: nucleus. Gene Ontology annotation, biological process: central nervous system development; positive regulation of chondrocyte differentiation; cell fate commitment. Lineage: Eukaryota; Metazoa; Chordata; Mammalia; Carnivora; Felidae.
AUCGCGCUGUGUGGCGGGAGUGCCCUCUGAAGCUCCGCCUUCAUGGGCUGGUGGAGGGAGCUUUCCCGCGGAUGGGUAUGGCGAAUUGUUGGCACCUGGAUGACUAAAUCUUCAAGUUGUCAUAAAUCAAGAUCACAAGCCAAAGAGUAACAUAGGAAAUAAAAAAGACUGGAUCAUUUUAUCAGAUUUUACUGUUUCGUAUACAGAAGGCUAUAUGGGACUAUUUUGCCAGAUUCUAAAUGAUAAAAAUUAGAGCCUUGAAACCCAUAGAAGUCCAGUAUAUUCUGAGGUAAUUUGCAUAUUAAUGAGCAGCAGCAGGAGACACAUCUGGUGUACCAAAAAGACCCACUGAAAAUUAAAUGACACAACAUUCAGAACAACUGGCAGGCCCUAGGGAUUGAAUACUUCACUUGUUAUGGUCCCAGCAGGAAACAAUUCCACUCUGAGGAAAAGGCUUUAAUGAAAGGACUACCUUCAAAGAUGUGGGGAGGAACAAAGGGAAUGUGGAAAUGAAAGAGAGAGGGAGAGAGAGGCUGGCAGAUGUAAUGAGACGCGGUGAAGGUGUACGCAGACUGGCACUCCCACUCCUCCCUUCUGCUCUCACUGCAGCCCUGGGUAACUCGCAGGCUAACACAAACAGCUUUUCUCCCGCAGCCUGCCCUCUGUCACUGUCACUUUCAUGAAUUCAAAGGCAAUUUACCAGUGAUUUCUGGGUGCUGGGGCUGAUUUUUUGUCCGUAUUUACAUUCUAUAUCUUCUGAUGAGGAAAGAAAAAUGCUUCAAGAAGGACUUUGUGACCCCUCAUCACUUUGUAUAAGAGCCCAGAAGAAUGUCUUCCAAGCAAGCCACCUCUCCAUUUGCCUGUGCAGCUGAUGGAGAGGAAGCCAUGACCCAAGAUUUGACCUCAAGGGAAAAGGAAGAGGGCAGUGAUCAACAUGUGGCCUCCCAUCUGCCUCUGCACCCCAUAAUGCACAACAAACCUCACUCUGAGGAGCUACCAACACUUGUCAAUACCAUUCAACAAGAUGCUGACUGGGACGCUGUUCUGUCGUCUCAGCAAAGAAUGGAGUCAGAGAAUAAUAAGUUAUGUUCCCUAUAUUCCUUCCGAAAUACCUCUACCUCACCACAUAAGCCUGACGAAGGGAGUCGGGACCGCGAGAUAAUGACCAGUGUUACUUUUGGAACCCCAGAACGCCGCAAAGGAAGCCUUGCCGAUGUGGUGGACACACUGAAACAGAAGAAGCUUGAGGAAAUGACUCGGACUGAACAAGAGGAUUCCUCCUGCAUGGAAAAACUACUUUCAAAAGAUUGGAAGGAAAAAAUGGAAAGACUAAAUACCAGUGAACUUCUUGGAGAAAUUAAAGGUACACCUGAGAGCCUGGCAGAGAAAGAACGGCAACUCUCUACUAUGAUUACCCAGCUGAUCAGUUUACGGGAGCAGCUCUUGGCAGCGCAUGAUGAACAGAAAAAACUGGCAGCCUCACAAAUUGAGAAACAACGGCAGCAAAUGGACCUUGCUCGCCAACAGCAAGAACAGAUUGCAAGACAACAGCAGCAACUUCUGCAGCAGCAGCACAAAAUUAAUCUCCUGCAGCAACAGAUCCAGCAGGUUCAGGGUCACAUGCCUCCGCUCAUGAUCCCAAUUUUUCCACAUGACCAGCGGACCCUGGCAGCAGCUGCUGCCGCCCAGCAGGGCUUCCUCUUCCCCCCUGGAAUAACAUACAAACCAGGUGAUAACUACCCUGUACAGUUCAUUUCAUCAACAAUGGCAGCUGCUGCUACUUCUGGACUCAGCCCUUUACAGCUCCAGAAGGGUCAUGUCUCCCACCCACAAAUUAACCCAAGGCUAAAGGGCCUAAGUGACCGUUUUGGCAGGAGUUUGGACACCUUUGAACAUGGUGGUGGCCACUCUUACAACCACAAACAGAUUGAGCAGCUCUAUGCCGCUCAGCUGGCCAGCAUGCAGGUGUCACCUGGAGCAAAGAUGCCAUCCGCUCCACAGCCACCAAACACAGCAGGGGCAGUCUCACCUACCGGGAUAAAAAAUGAAAAGAGAGGGGCCAGCCCUGUAACUCAAGUUAAGGACGAAGCAGCAGCACAGCCGCUAAAUCUCUCUUCCCGACCCAAGACAGCCGAGCCUGUAAAGUCCCCAACAUCUCCCACCCAGAGUCUCUUCCCAGCCAGCAAAACCAGCCCCGUUAAUCUGCCUAACAAAAGCAGCAUCCCCAGCCCCAUUGGAGGAAGUUUGGGAAGAGGAUCCUCUUUAGAUAUCCUGUCCAGUCUCAACUCCCCUGCCCUGUUUGGAGAUCAGGACACAGUGAUGAAAGCCAUUCAGGAGGCUCGGAAGAUGCGAGAACAGAUCCAGCGGGAGCAACAACAGCAACAGCCACAUGGUGUUGAUGGGAAACUAUCUUCCAUGAACAAUAUGGGGCUGAACAACUGCAGGAAUGAAAAGAUUACUGGAGCAAAUCCCACUGAGAGAAGAUGUGCAGUGCCGCCCGGCAGGCUUCCCGGCACAGGUUUCCUUUCCUUACAGGAAAGAACACGCUUUGAGAAUUUGGGGCCCCAGUUAACAGGAAAGUCAAGUGAAGAUGGAAAGCUGGGCCCAGGUGUCAUCGAUCUUACUCGGCCAGAAGAUGCAGAGGGAAGUAAAGCAAUGAAUGGCUCUGCAGCUAAACUACAGCAGUAUUAUUGUUGGCCAACAGGAGGCGCCACUGUGGCUGAAGCACGAGUCUACAGGGAUGCCCGCAGCCGGGCCAGCAGCGAGCCACACAUCAAGCGACCAAUGAAUGCUUUCAUGGUUUGGGCGAAGGAUGAGAGGAGGAAAAUCCUUCAGGCCUUCCCCGACAUGCAUAACUCCAACAUUAGCAAAAUCUUAGGGUCUCGCUGGAAAUCCAUGUCCAACCAAGAGAAGCAACCUUACUAUGAAGAGCAGGCCCGGCUAAGCAAGAUCCACUUAGAGAAGUACCCGAACUAUAAAUACAAACCUCGACCGAAACGCACCUGCAUUGUUGAUGGCAAAAAGCUCCGGAUCGGGGAAUAUAAGCAACUGAUGAGGUCUCGGAGACAGGAGAUGAGGCAGUUCUUUACCGUGGGGCAACAGCCUCAGAUUCCAAUCACCACAGGAACAGGUGUUGUGUAUCCUGGUGCUAUUACUAUGGCAACUACCACACCGUCACCUCAGAUGACAUCUGACUGCUCUAGCACCUCGGCCAGCCCAGAGCCCAGCCUCCCAGUCAUCCAGAGCACUUAUGGUAUGAAGACAGACGGCGGAAGCCUAGCUGGAAACGAAAUGAUUAAUGGAGAGGAUGAAAUGGAAAUGUAUGACGACUAUGAAGAUGACCCCAAAUCAGACUAUAGCAGUGAAAAUGAAGCCCCGGAAGCUGUCAGUGCCAACUGAGGAGUGUUUGUUUGCUGAAUUAAAAUACUUUGACAUUUCACCUCCCCUCCCCCAACAAAAAGUUCUUAAAGAGCCCGCAUGCAUUUGUGGCUCCACAAUUACAUCAGCAGAAUGGUCUUAAUUGUUUCGUAAAGUGUGAGACAGAUUAAGUUUUUCCUGAUUUUU